This is a messenger RNA of Betta splendens (Siamese fighting fish), 2762 nucleotides long. RefSeq lists its product as uncharacterized. Gene Ontology annotation, cellular component: cytoplasm; nucleus. The coding region runs from base 596 to 1897 and encodes 433 amino acids. Gene Ontology annotation, molecular function: mRNA binding. NCBI's taxonomy places the organism in Eukaryota, Metazoa, Chordata, Actinopteri, Anabantiformes, Osphronemidae. Gene Ontology annotation, biological process: negative regulation of mRNA splicing, via spliceosome. The transcript is spliced from 14 exons. The record is from RefSeq and is a predicted model, not a curated record.
CCGGCCCUGUGCACGCAGGAAGCCUUGUGAGGACCCUAAUGAAGAGCACGGCGGUCACGCAGCGACCGUUUGUCACAGAGCAGUCCACAGGGCCGACCGCGCUUCUCCCCCAGCCUGCGCGCGUGUGUUUCUGACCGCAAAAAGGGCCAGACCCUCUCAAGCGCGCGGGUCGUGGGGGCGCUGGACGGCGUCCAGCCACGGCGCCUCCUCGCCCUGCCCUCGGGCCUCCUCGGCGGGCCGGGCCCCGCGCGGAGGAACGCCUCUUCGGCGGAUGUGACAGGGGGAAUUAGGCGAGAGAUACGGGUUCACUUGCCCCGUGUAGGGGCUUAUCUUGGGCUAAGCCGGAGGACUAAUAGCAAAGCCAGCCUCCGCUCCAGCCGGUCCGAGGGCACAGGGAGCCAUCUGUCCACUCGGUGGACAACUGCAAACAAAGGGGACAAACGCCGAACAUGCAGCACAAACUAAAAGGCUGUUCAUUUCGGAGACACCAGGAGUAAAGGAGCGCAGCGCUUUGCAUAUAAGGUUUGGAAUGGCGACAGACAUUUCUACAUUUAUUGGACUAUAGGGUUUUUUUUAAAGCUUGGAAACACAGAGAAUGUCUGACAAGGAAGAAAUGGCCUCAGACGGGAACCUGAACGUCACACUCACGCUGAGACUGCUGAUGCACGGAAAGGAAGUUGGCAGCAUAAUUGGGAAGAAAGGAGAAACCGUGAAGAAAAUGCGGGAGGAGAGCGGCGCUCGGAUCAACAUAUCAGAGGGCUCGUCUCCGGAGAGGAUCGUCACCAUCACAGGACCCACGGAGGGCAUCUUCCGAGCCUUCUCCAUGAUCGCGCAGAAGUUUGAGGAGGAUAUUGCAGCAGCAAUGGCAAACAGCAACGUGACGAGCAAACCACCGGUGACUCUGCGCCUGGUUUUCCCAGGGAGCCAGUGCGGCUCAUUGAUUGGCAAAGGAGGCUCAAAGAUCAAAGAGAUCAGAGAGACCACGGGCGCCCAGGUUCAGGUGGCGGGAGACAUGCUGCCGGACUCCACGGAGAGGGCUGUCACAAUCUCCGGCGCUCCACAGGCCAUCACUCAGUGUGUGCGGCACAUCUGCUCCGUCAUGCUGGAGUCUCCACCGAAGGGAGCGACUAUUCCCUAUCGCCCAAAGGUCCUCGCUGCUGGAACCCACGCAGUAUUAGCGCCACAGCACCCGGCACAAGCCUUUGCUAUUCCGGGGCAGUAUGCCUUUGCACAUCAAGAUUUGACCAAGCUUCACCAGUUGGCUAUGCAGCAUAUUCCCCUCCCUUCCCUUGGGCAGAGCAACCCUACCUUCCCUGGAUUGGAUGCAUCUGCCCCCACAAGUUCACAAGAGCUGGCAAUACCUAAUGAUUUUAUUGGCUGCAUAAUUGGACGACAAGGCAGCAAGAUCAAUGAGAUCCGACAGGUCUCGGGGGCUCACAUCAAAAUCGCCAGCGCCACCGAUGGGUCGGCCAUGCGCCAAGUCACGAUCACGGGCUCGCCGGCCAGCAUCGGCGUGGCCCAGUACCUCAUCAACGCCAGCUUAGAGAUGGCUAAAUACACCAUGCAGGCCGCUUCCGCCACCCCCGUGGACCUCAACAUGAGCUUCUCCCCGUCCGCUCCCGCCGCCUCCACCGCCGCCACCUCCAUGGCCGUGCUGGCGGCCGCCGCCCAGGCCCCGGCCGCCAUUAACGUCCACGCCCCCUCCACCCUGCCCGCCAUCCAAAGCCCGCACUACGCCGUGCCCGUGUCCAGCCUGCUCGGCAUGAAAACGCUGCCCGUGCUGGCCGUUCACCCGGCCGCCGCCUCCAGCCUCGCGCAGGGCCUGUCCCCGUACGCCGCCAAAAUGACCGGCUCGGCCGUCAAAAAGUCGGAGCGGCAGAAGUUCGCUCCCUAUUGAUGGCCUCUAGGCAGGUGACAAGUGGCCGACGCCAGCUUGGGAGAGUUUCAUAAAGUAAGGUAGCACUUGUUUACCAGGAAUUAAGGAACGAUAAGAUCAAACUAUGUCCUCGCUAAUUAAAACGUGCAGCGAAGGUGCAUAUUAACUCAGUAUUAUCUAAUUCACAUGCAUAUUAAUUAAUGUGAGCAACUCAGGCUGGUGUUAAUAUCCUUGAAAUGGAUAUUGUUUUCAGUGGAUUCAUGUUACAGAGCUUUAUAUAACAAUUCACUCCAGGUUUAUUUUCCAUUAGUUUUCUAUCUAUGUAACUAGUUAACUUUGAGUUAAAGUAGAGAACACCAAUUAGUCAGAUGAGAAGUGGUGCUUUGUCGGCAGCAGACUGUUAAAAUGUUUGUACCUGUACAAUAGAAAGCAGUGUAUUGAGUUUUUCACAGGGUCUGAUUCACUCUUCUGUCAUAUUUCCCCCCUGUCCUUCACUGUAGGCUCUCAUCAGUGCUAACAGGCUUGGGUGUUCUGUAGUAGCAUUACACUGUUGCCGUUCUGAUGGGAUUAUCCUUAGGCCACAUUGGAUUCUGGUGGAUUUCCCUUUACAGUAAUCCUGUGUAGAGCAGGACCGGCCUAACUAACACGACUAUUGUUCCUGUGUGCUCCAUAGCUCGCUUCUUGUUUAUUCUCCAGCCUAAAUGAGUGGAGUGUUGUGAAUUUGAGUGCCCUAAAAUGGACCGGGCAAUUACCGUAAUAAAUGUUUUAUUCAUGUUGUUUCUGGUGUGGGCCUAUAACCCCAAACAAUGCAGGACUGUCAUGUUUGUUGUUGCAAUGACUUUGAAAUACAUGGACCUUUUUUAUAAAUCCAGACUGAUUGUUUUCA